UAGCUAGCUAGUAGUGUUAAUUUAUAGCUACAUUUUGUUGGCUUUGGUGAUAAACUCGGGUACAAAGGUUAUUUGCUUCGUUUAAUGUUUUAAUUGCUGACAUAAACUAAACAAGUCAUGGGGGCUAGCUUCAACUGUAUGCUAGGUGACAUUAUCUUUAUUAUCAACUUAGCAAAUAACGUUAUCACUCUAGAAAAGGUCUAGCCACAGAAAGAAGAGGGGACAUGAUGACAACCGAUGAUAUGGCAGUUAAUUAACAUAGAUGUUGACACCCCUGCCCCCCAUGAUUUAAAACAAGAAAAACUCAAACUUUCUGCAACUCUACGAAAGUACUACUCAUUCUGUAAGAGGAGGACAUUUGGUACAUUUGUGGCAUCCAAAAGAGCUUCAACAACAGUUUGGAAUUGCUGUGGCCAGACCUUCAAGGAACUUUCUUCCAUCCACAAACGUGUGGCAAGGACUCAUGACACUGACAUUCACCAGCUUACCCAGUCCACAUUUGAGGUUUUACUGAGCCAGAUUGAGAAAGAAGCCACUUCACAACAAAAAUCAACAGAGAAAGAGCCAGUGGACGUUUCCUCCUGGAUACCUGACACCAGUCACAUCACUGGUGACCAGCUUCACAAUGGCCCAGGCGAGGUUCUUCUGCUCUACUGCUACUGUCAGCUGGCAGAUCCACAGCUCAUCUGUGCUUGGCAAAAGGCCCUUUGUGAAAAGCUCCAGUUAACUGGCAAGGUGAGAGUGGCAACUGAGGGGAUCAAUGGAACAGUUGGAGGCACAAAAGUGGCGACUGGCUUGUACAUCAAGGCAAUGUGCUGCCAUCCAAUCUUCAAUAUAAUGGAAAAAGAAGACUUUAAGACCAGCAAUGGGGGUGCAGAGUGUUUUUGUGACCUGAGGGUUGGAGUCUACAAGGAAAUAGUGCCAAUGGGAGUGGGACCCUGAUGCCUUCUCCUACAGUCUAGCAGGUAAACAACGUGUGUCUUGUGUACGUCUGCGUUGCAUAUUUGUAGGGUGCCGUCUUUCGGAUGUGACUCUUGCAAUGAUACAAUACUGCUGGACUGCCGGAACUUCUACGAGAGUAGAAUUGGCCAGUUCAGCCAAUGUUUGGCCCCUAACAUCCGAAAAUUCAGUUACUUCCCCGAUUACGUUGACCAGAACCUUGACCUCUUUCGAGACAAGAAGGUUCUUAUGUACUGUACCGGUGGCAUUCGCUGUGAACGCGGCUCAGCCUAUCUCCGCUCAAAACAUGUGUGUAAAGAAGUUUAUCAGCUGAAAGGUGGCAUUCAUAAGUACCUGGAACAAUUCCCUGAGGGCUUCUAUCGCGGCAAACUGUUUGUGUUUGACGAGCGCUUUGCAAUCUCCUCCAACAGUGACAUCAUCUCAGGGUGUAGGUACUGCAAUUAUCCGUGGGACCAGUACCAGCUAUGCUCCACACACUUCUGCUGCCAGCUGGUCCUUUCCUGCUCUGCCUGCAGACAGGGCGGCCACACCGCCUGCUGCCCCAUCUGCCAGACCAAGGGCAAGGGAGAAGAGCCCUCUGCCACACCUCCACAGAGAGAGGAGUGCGAGUGCACAGCCAUGCGGCCCAGAAUCCCCCAGGAUGCAUUGUGAUGUGACAUCACCAGUUUUAAAAAAGUUCAACAGAGCUAAGCGGAGACCUUACCUGGAGCUUAACCCAUUCAUGUAUUUUAAAUGGACAAUCCUUAUUCAAUAGACUCUAAUGUGAUUGUGGUGACAAUCGGCUUGUGCCUAUUUUAAUUAAAGUAAUCCUCAACA
Messenger RNA from Oncorhynchus mykiss (rainbow trout), 1776 nucleotides. Lineage: Eukaryota; Metazoa; Chordata; Actinopteri; Salmoniformes; Salmonidae. The record is from RefSeq and is a predicted model, not a curated record.